Knipowitschia caucasica is the source of this 819-nucleotide messenger RNA. NCBI's taxonomy places the organism in Eukaryota, Metazoa, Chordata, Actinopteri, Gobiiformes, Gobiidae. The record is from the annotation of a GenBank genome assembly.
AUGCACUCAAACAAGCUGCACAUUCCUCUUCCUCUCGUGCGCUCGCUGCUGUGUUCUGUGAGUGCGUUAGCUGCAGUCUGGAGGUCGUGCGGGGGGUACAAGAGCCUGAGUCUGGCCUCCCAGUGGGAAGUGAACCAUGGUGAGUCCUCAUUAAGCCUCAGCGACACUACUGUAGCCCUGCAGCCUUCUCUCUGUGUUCUUCCCCGACAAGUGAUCUCCUACCAGGACUCCAACUACAGGCGCUCUAUUCCAGCUGAAGAGCGCCUGUCCAUCUGUCUGCGGUUUCUUGCCACUGGGGACUCCUACAGGACCAUUGCGGGGAGCUUCAGAGCGGGCAUAUCCACCGUCUCCAUGCUCAUCCCAGAUGUGGUAAUGACUGCCAGACUCCACUGCGACUCCACUCCAACUUCAGGAGAGGAAAGAGAGAGAGCAGGAACUGAUGGUCUUCUGAGUAGUCGGGCGGUGUACCAGGUGUAUGCGCAGCGCCCCCCAGAGGACGUGCAUGAGAUCCUGCGGGCUGUGGGAGCUGAGUAUGUGGUCCUGGAAAAUAGCAUCUGCCACGAACGCCGACACCAGAGAGGCUGCAGACUGAGGGACCUGCUGGACCUGGCCAACGGGCAUAUCAUGGAUGGAGACGGAGACAACGACCCCGACCUGACUCCCGCCCCACACCCACGCUUCUGCGAGGCCGUGAAGAGCGACGCGCCGGCUUACACCGCCUUGUUCACCAGGACCUUCCAGAACAAAACCUUCCACGUGUACAAACUCAAGAAAAAGCGCAAGAAAUCCAAAACCUCCGAUCCCGCCGGAGCCCAAUGA